UGCCUUCUUGCACAUUUGGUUGCUACUCCACACACCGUCAUGUCUCUCGGAAAAGUUGCCCGGAGUUUGGUGAAACCAGCCCGGGGUGUCCUGCGGUCCUCGGCCUCGGCGUUGAACCGGAGCUACGCCGCUGUCGCGGAAGCCAGAGCGGUGCUGGAGAGCGAGCUCGACGGUAUCCGAGCAGCGGGGACGUGGAAAGCGGAGAGGAUCAUUACGUCAAAGCAGGGACCUCAUAUCAACGUGGACGGCAGCCGUAGCAGCAUUUUGAAUUUCUGUGCCAACAACUACCUGGGACUGUCCAGCCACCCAGAGGUGGUGCAGGCGGGGAUAGAUGCUCUGAAGUCAUAUGGUGCUGGGUUGAGCUCUGUCAGAUUCAUCUGUGGCACACAGGAUCUACACAAAAAUCUGGAGCAGAAGCUAGCAGAGUUCCAUGAGAGGGAGGACUGCAUCCUCUAUGCUAGCUGUUUUGAUGCUAACGCUGGACUGUUUGAGGUUCUGUUGGGCCCGGAUGACGCGGUGCUGUCUGAUGAGCUAAACCACGCCUCCAUCAUCGAUGGGAUCCGACUGUGUCGAGCUAAGAGGCUUCGCUACAAACACAUGGACCUCAGUGAUCUGGAGAACAAGCUCAAAGAGUCUCAGUCGUCUCGUAUGCGCCUGGUGGUGACAGAUGGAGUCUUCUCGAUGGACGGAGACGUGGCUCCCCUAACAGGAAUCUGUGACCUGGCGGAACAGUACGGAGCUAUGGUGUUUAUAGACGAAUGCCACGCCACCGGUUUCCUGGGGCCCCGGGGCAGAGGAACGGACGAGCUCCUGGGAGUGAUGGACAGAGUUCACAUUGUAAACUCCACCCUGGGGAAAGCUCUGGGAGGAGCCGCUGGUGGCUACACGGUUGGCCCUAAGCCUCUCAUCGACCUGCUGAGGCAGCGCUCGCGGCCGUACCUGUUCUCCAACUCCCUCCCCCCCCCGGUGGUGGGCUGUGCCACGCGGGCGGUGGAGCUGCUGCUCGCCUCCAAUGAGAUUUCACAGAGCAUGACGGCCAAAACCAUGAGGUUCAGGAACAAGAUGACGCAGGCUGGCUUCACCAUCGCAGGCUCAGCUCACCCAAUCUGUCCUGUGAUGCUGGGCGACGCGCGGCUGGCCUCCCUGAUGGCCGACGAUAUGCUGAAGCUAGGAGUGUAUGUGAUUGGAUUCUCCUUCCCAGUCGUACCAAAGGGCAAAGCCAGGAUCCGCGUUCAGAUUUCCGCCGCCCACACAAACGAAGACAUCGACCACUGCGUUGACGCUUUCAUCCAGACGGGCAGAAAGCACGGAGUCGUCUCCUGAAAAGGGACAAAUAAGCAGGAGUCAGAAAGAUCCAGCAACCAGUACGAGUUACUGAACAACGAUGAAGCGCUUGCUCUUACAGAUUGGGCCGCCUGUUACUCAAGACCUAUGAAUGUUGAUGAUGGAAAUAUUAGUUACAUUUGUAGGUCAACAGAGGUUAAUGUUAUUUUUGUGUUUGCUUAGCUGAAUAAAGUACAUUGGCCAACAUGUGAAGGUG
Sander lucioperca (pikeperch) is the source of this 1540-nucleotide messenger RNA. RefSeq names its product glycine C-acetyltransferase (gene gcat). The coding region runs from base 40 to 1323 and encodes 427 amino acids. The transcript is spliced from 9 exons. Gene Ontology annotation, biological process: L-threonine catabolic process; biosynthetic process. NCBI's taxonomy places the organism in Eukaryota, Metazoa, Chordata, Actinopteri, Perciformes, Percidae. Gene Ontology annotation, molecular function: pyridoxal phosphate binding; glycine C-acetyltransferase activity. The record is from RefSeq and is a predicted model, not a curated record.